Paraglomus brasilianum is the source of this 1722-nucleotide messenger RNA. Lineage: Eukaryota; Fungi; Glomeromycota; Glomeromycetes; Paraglomerales; Paraglomeraceae. The record is from the annotation of a GenBank genome assembly.
AUGUCCACUCGAGAAGAUUAUACAGAGGAUGUCGUCUUAAGCAGGCAAGGUUCGAGGAAGUUGAAUGGAUUGGCGAGAGGAGAUUCAGUAAAGAGGCUACCGCAGCUUGGGAGACUGGGUAAUCGCGAAAAGGGUAGCGCUGCUGCCAACGGGAAUUUGCAACCAAAUACGCCAUAUGAGAAGCUUCGAGCUUGGAUGAUUAACGAGGUCUUUUCGCUAGCCUUUGUCAAUUUCUAUUACAAUGACAACUUAAAUACUGCUCGCACGACGUUUGGCAUAACUUACCCAAUUGCUCGUGCAGCUGCAUUAGUUCUUCACGUCGACGCGGCAAUGAUACUAUUCCCAGUCUGUCGUAAUCUGAUCUCUCUUUUCCGUACGACGUCGUUGAACAAUGUUAUUCCAUUCGACCAAAACAUACGGUUUCAUAAGCACAUAGGAUUCUCAAUAUUUGUAUUUACCUGGAUACACACCAUUGCACACUGGGUCAAUUUUGCACGGGUGGCUACGAAACUGAACGGCGGUUUCGUGUUAUGGUUGAAAUUGAAUUUCGCCACUGGACCUGGUUUAACUGGAUACGUUAUGCUUAUAUGUCUGAUGAUUAUGGUUUUUACUUCUAUAGAAAAGCAAAGACAACGUCAUUAUAAUAGAUUCUGGUAUCUACAUCACUUGUUCAUUCCUUUCUUUGCUUGCUGGGCUUUCCAUGGAGCAUUUUGCAUGAUUCCGACGGAUAGGGCGCCUAAAUGUAAAGACAUAGCCGUGUUCUGGAAAUACUGGAUUGCAUCAGGAGUGAUUUAUAUUAGUGAAAGAAUACUCAGAGAAGUCCGAGGACAUCAACCGACUCAUAUUUCAAAAGUUAUCAUGCAUCCAUCGAAAGUAGUCGAAAUUCAAAUCAGGAAACCUCACAUGGUUACAAAAGCUGGUCAAUACAUCUUCCUCGCUUGUCCCGAUAUAUCUUUAUUCGAAUGGCAUCCGUUCACUUUGACGUCUGCACCUGAAGAGGAUUAUCUCUCGGUGCACAUUAGAGUAGUUGGUGAUUUUACCAAUGAAUUGGCUAAGAGGUUGGGCUGUAAUUUCGACGAAGAGAAGAGGCGCAGAAGUGAGGUCCGGAGUACGGCGUCGGGGGUCGAGAUAUCCAUGACUCCAGACUUGAAAAACUCGUUGCCAAGAGUGAUGAUAGAUGGGUCAUAUGGAAGUGCAUCAGAGGAUGUGUUUAAGUUUGAGGUCGCCAUGCUUGUUGGGGCUGGUAUCGGUGUUACACCUUUUGCGAGUAUUCUGAAGAGUAUUUGGUAUCGCGUUAAUUAUCCAACCAAAUCGACAAAACUCCGCAAAGCCUAUUUCCUCUGGAUCUGCCGUGAUUAUAAGGCGUUUGAAUGGUUCCGGUCCCUUCUGGCAGCAAUAGAAGAGCAAGACUUUGAUAACUUCAUCGAAGUUCAGAUCUAUCUCACGGGCGGUCUUAACGCGGAUGAAAUUGACAACAUCAUGGUUAACGAUGACGGAACUACCAUGGAUGCUCUCACUGGUCUUCGCUCGCCAACGCAUUAUGGAAGACCAAUUUGGGACAAGAUCUUCCAGAACAUGAGAGAUUUAUACCCGGCUACUGAUGUCGGUGUGUUUUUCUGCGGACCGAAGCCACUCGGCAAGCAGCUACACACCAAAUGCAAUUUAUGGAGUCAAGGGUUUGAGGAUGGGACCAGGUUUUUCUAUGGAAAAGAGAACUUUUAA